This is a messenger RNA of Phlebotomus papatasi, 651 nucleotides long. Its product is annotated as putative nuclease HARBI1. NCBI's taxonomy places the organism in Eukaryota, Metazoa, Arthropoda, Insecta, Diptera, Psychodidae. The coding region runs from base 1 to 651 and encodes 216 amino acids. The transcript is spliced from 3 exons. The record is from RefSeq and is a predicted model, not a curated record.
AUGUGCGGGAUUGACGGGAUUAUAGGAUGCGUCGAUGGAACACACGUUACUCUUUCAGGCCUUCCAAAGAAUGUGGAACACGCAUAUGUUGAUCGAGAACAUCAACAUAGUUUGAAUGUUAUGCUGGUCUGUGAUUCUGACUUGUUUAUAAUGAAUGUCAACGCGAACUUCCCUGGCUCCUGCCAUGAUUCCUAUGUGUGGGAACAGAGUGAUCUCUGUUAUUUCCUAGAAAGGAAGUUUUCAGGAUCACACAAUAACUCUUUUCUCUUAGGAGACAGUGGUUACGGUCUAAAACCGUGGUUGAUUACCCCAUUUCGAAAUGAGUCACCGGCAAGAGAGAGACGUUUCAACUAUAUCCUCUCGCAGGCACGCAGUGUUAUUGAAAGGACGAACGGAAGAUUAAAAAAUCUUUUUAGAUGUCUCAAUUCAGAACGUAAACUACGAUAUAGGCCUGAAAUUGCGGGACAGAUAGUUGUUGCUUGCUGUGUAAUUCACAACAUCUUGAUAUCCUCGCAGAUGAUUGCCAGAGGUCAUCAUUUUUUUGACGAAUAUGCCGAGGAAAUACCAGACAGACCAAUUAAUCCCCAAGCCAAUCAUUUUGAUGAUGGUGAAGUUGUCCGACAGCGAUUAAUGGACCUAGUAGUAAACUAA